Cryptomeria japonica (Japanese cedar) is the source of this 2056-nucleotide messenger RNA. Its product is annotated as G-protein coupled receptor 1. NCBI's taxonomy places the organism in Eukaryota, Viridiplantae, Streptophyta, Pinopsida, Cupressales, Cupressaceae. The record is from RefSeq and is a predicted model, not a curated record. Bases 342 to 1283 code for a protein of 313 amino acids. Gene Ontology annotation, molecular function: G protein-coupled receptor activity. The transcript has 9 exons. Gene Ontology annotation, biological process: adenylate cyclase-activating G protein-coupled receptor signaling pathway; cell surface receptor signaling pathway. Gene Ontology annotation, cellular component: plasma membrane.
UUGAAACUCCUAAACUAUGGCUGGAAUGUUAAUGUAGCCGCCUGUAAAACUAUGGCUCAUAUGCCUUACAAAGAAAACCCACGUUCAAGCAAUCAUCUCAUGGGUCCACGUACUUUCAUUUGAUUCUGGAUAAUUUAGUGUUAAUUAAUAGUUUUUUUUACAUGUAGUUUCUUCGUUUCUCAUUCUAUCUGAUCUGAAUAACUACUCUGUAGUUGAAGACAGCCGAUGAUUUCUCUUUGACGCCUCUUGCAAUAAUUAAAUCAUAAUGCGUAACUUUGGGAUCGGGUGUCAAGGCUUAUGAUUGAAAACUGGUGAAAUUAUCGCUCGAAAAUUGGGGCGAUAUGGCGGGAGACUUCACCGCAGGAGAGAAGCAGAUUCUGAACGCGCUUAAUGUGGGGUUAUCGGCAUUAUCCUUGACGGGAUCUGCAUUUAUCGUGCUCUGUUAUCUGCUCUUCAGAGAGCUUCGCAAGUUUUCAUUCAAACUCAUCUUCUACUUAGCAUUAUCUGAUAUGUUCUACAGCUUCUUCAACAUCCUUGGGGAUCCAGGAAAGAGGUUUUUCUGCUAUGCACAAGGAUACAGCACACAUUUCUUUUGUGUUGCAUCUUUUCUCUGGACAACAACUAUAGCUUUUACCCUUCAUCGCACUGUUGUGAGGCAUAAAACUGACGUUGAAGAACUGGGAGCCAUAUUUCAUUUAUAUGUAUGGGGAACUUCCCUUGUAAUGAUCAUCAUACCUUCUAUUGGAGAUGGUUAUGGACAAACAGGUCUUUGGUGCUGGAUUCAAACGACAAGGGCUGGAAAGGUCCUCCAAUUUAUCACCUUCUAUACUCCACUAUGGGGAGCCAUUGUCUUCAAUAGUUUCACAUAUUUUCAAGUCAUUCGUAUGCUUAACAAUGCUACUAGGAUGGCAGCAGGCAUGUCAGAUCGACAAUUACAAGUUGAUACAAAGGCUGAUAUGAAGGCAGUGAACCGAUGGGGCUACUACCCUUUGAUAUUGAUAGGCUCUUGGACAUUUUCCACUCUGAAUCGUAUACAUGAUUUCAUUGAACCAAACAAAAAGAUGUUUUGGCUUUCUUUUCUUGAUGUUGGAACAGCAGCCUUGAUGGGCUUGUUUAAUUCCUUGGCAUAUGGACUAAAUUCUUCAGUGCGUCGCACAAUUCAGGAAAAAAUCGAUCUGUGGUGGCCAGAAAGGUUUAGAAAGUGGCUACCUAGUUGUAUCAUGCUGAGGGAGAAGGCACGGGAAAGUGAACUAAUCCCCCUCAAAGUUUCAGUCCAACAUUGAUUUCAUCUACUUACUAGGAUUUGUAAUCUUCAUGUUCUCAGGCUCUUUUCAGCCAAUUUUGGACUUAUCCUCGAUUAUUUUUUAAGGUUCUUUUAUAGCAAUAAAUUCAGAUGUUCCCAGUUCACUCAUGUAUAAUUAAAUCCAAUGCUGUUUAGGGACCACAGAUCAAAAUUUUAGCAAAGGCUGCUCUCCAUAUUCUUUGAUCCCUCCAAAAUUCAUCAUUUAUUGCCCCUUUUUGGAUGUAGGAUAGAAUGGCCUUGUUACUAAUGCUAUAGCCGGUCUAUAACAACAACGAUAUAAAAUGUUAUCCACUUUAACGAGGUGACAGCCAAAAAUGUAUGUUUGUAGAGUUAUUUCUUGAAGACUAUAUAUGCCAGAAUAUCAAGGGGAGGACUUCUACUAUUGCAAGCUGUAAUAACUGAAAUUCAUGGAGAGCUGGACGAGGAAUUGGAAUUCAGCAGAACUUAUUAAUUUGAUGUAAACCUUAGAAGAGAAAUCUCCAUGAAAUAAAUUAAGCAUGCAUGCAAGCUGAGAUGUGUUAUCACUCUCAUUGCGAUGCUAGAUUGCUAAUGGAAGUUAUACCUUUCCUCAAAGUGGCUUCUUGGUAUCCUACUAUUUUUAUCUUUUUGGAGUUCUGUAAUAAAUAUACAUUUAUUUUCUGCAACUCAUUACCAGUGAGUACUGAGUACACAUUUCUGUAUUGUAAAUUUACUCUAAAUUAGACUUACUUUUUAAUUGGAAACAGCUUUCAGAUUGGAUUAAUUUAGACAAAA